CAGCCCUCCCAGAAGAUGGCUGAAAUGGUCGUUGAUCGCCCCCAUUCACCAGCACGCCUCAGUCACACGUCCGAGAAGCAUCCGCGGGCCACGCUGACGGAGCUCACCGUGCUGAGGAGGCACAGGGAGCUCUGCGACGUCGUCCUCAACGUCGGCUCGAGGAAGAUAUUCGCCCAUCGUGUCAUACUCUCGGCAUGUAGUCCCUAUUUCAGAGCCAUGUUCACGGGGGAAUUGGCCGAGUCGCGUCAGACGGAGGUGACCAUCCGUGACAUCGAUGAGAUGGCGAUGGAGUUGCUGAUCGACUUUUGCUACACGUCGCAUAUAAUCGUCGAGGAGGCGAAUGUGCAGACCCUCCUGCCAGCAGCCUGUCUUCUCCAAUUAACCGAAAUCCAGGAUAUCUGCUGCGAGUUCCUGAAGCGUCAGCUCGACCCCUCGAAUUGCCUAGGGAUCAGGGCCUUCGCCGACACGCACUCCUGUCGCGAGCUCUUGCGAAUCGCCGACAAGUUCACCCAGCACAACUUUCAGGAGGUGAUGGACAGCGAGGAGUUCCUCUUACUACCUGUCGGCCAACUCAUCGACAUUAUUUCCUCGGACGAACUCAACGUGCGCACAGAGGAGCUGGUAUUCAACGCGAUGAUGAAUUGGAUCAAGUACAACUUGAGCGAGCGACGGCAGCAUCUCGCCCAGGUUCUCCAGCACGUGCGACUGCCCCUCCUUAGUCCGAAGUUUCUCGUGGGCACCGUCGGCUCGGAUCUUCUUGUGCGCUCGGACGACACCUGCCGAGACCUCGUCGACGAAGCCAAGAAUUACCUGCUCUUACCGCAGGAGAGGCCGCUCAUGCAGGGUCCGAGGACUCGGCCGAGGAAGCCGACUAAGCGAGGAGAGGUGCUGUUCGCAGUGGGUGGCUGGUGUUCGGGCGACGCGAUCGCAAGCGUGGAAAGAUUCGAUCCAAAUACCGUCGACUGGAAGAUGGUUGCGCCCAUGAGCAAAAGGAGGUGCGGCGUCGGCGUGGCAGUGCUGAACGACCUGCUGUACGCAGUCGGCGGCCACGACGGGCAGAGUUACCUUAACAGCAUCGAGAGGUACGAUCCUCAGACGAAUCAGUGGUCCUGCGAUGUGGCACCCACGACGUCCUGCAGAACGAGCGUCGGAGUCGCUGUCCUCGACGAGCUGUUAUAUGCGGUGGGAGGCCAGGAUGGCGUGCAAUGUCUCAACCACGUUGAAAGGUACGAUCCGAAGGAAAACAAGUGGUCGAAGGUAUCGCCGAUGGCGACGCGACGACUGGGUGUGGCCGUGGCCGUGCUCGGAGGUUAUUUAUACGCUAUCGGCGGGUCCGAUGGCCAGUCUCCACUUAACACGGUCGAACGUUACGACCCGAGGCAGAACAAGUGGUCCCAGGUGUCCCCGAUGUCGACAAGGCGCAAACACCUGGGCUGCGCAGUAUUUAAUAAUCUCAUCUACGCGGUCGGCGGUAGGGACGACUGCAUGGAGCUGUCUAGCGCCGAACGUUACAAUCCCCACACGAAUUCUUGGAGCCCAAUUGUCGCUAUGACCUCCAGACGAAGCGGGGUGGGCUUAGCGGUUGUGAACGGCCAAUUGUACGCGGUGGGCGGCUUCGACGGCACGGCCUACCUCAAGACGAUCGAGGUCUACGACCCGGAGCAGAAUCAGUGGCGGCUCUGUGGCUGCAUGAACUAUCGUCGCCUCGGCGGUGGCGUUGGCGUGAUGCGCGCACCCCAGACGGAGAACUACAUUUGGUAGCUCAGGCCCCCCACUUCAGCCACGACGAUGGCUGAAUGCACGACGCCUCUGACAACGCCGGUAACCCCAGUGACACCCGUGACGCCACCAGCGCCCAUAUCCGCACCUCAUCAAGCGAACAAUUCCAAUACGAAUACGAGGAAACGAUAUCGACGCUCCAUGAGCAUCAUUUAAUAGUGAAUACCACGUGCACCUUCUUUCCGCAGCAUCGACAUCUUAUUCUUCCCAUGCCC
Ceratosolen solmsi marchali is the source of this 1994-nucleotide messenger RNA. It is a transcript of the gene dbo, whose product is annotated as Kelch-like protein diablo. Gene Ontology annotation, molecular function: protein binding. The transcript has 6 exons. Lineage: Eukaryota; Metazoa; Arthropoda; Insecta; Hymenoptera; Agaonidae. The record is from RefSeq and is a predicted model, not a curated record. Bases 16 to 1761 code for a protein of 581 amino acids.